CUCCUCCGGCGGGGCGGGGGCGGGCGAGGCGGCCAUGGCGCGGCGUCUGGCGGUGCUGCGCGCCCAGCCCUGCGUCCUGGCGGCGGCGGCGGCGAUGGCACUGGCCUGCGCGCUCUACUACGCGGGCUCGGGCCCCGCGCAGCCCGCCCCGCCGCCCGCGUCCCCGCCGGCCCCCCCGGUCCCGGCGUCGGAGGGCAAGGCCAAGGCGGGCGAGGAGCUGCUGCUGCGGGGCGCCGGCGCGGCGGGCGAGGGGGCGGCGGGCGAGGCGGAGCUGCACGUGCUGGCGGUGCUGGCCAAGGCGGAGCGCAACGAGGCGCUGCUGGCCAAGGCGGCGGCGGCGCUGCGCUCGCUGGUGCGCUUCGGCAAGCUGGGCCCGCGGGAGGCGCUGGCGUUGCACCUGCUCUGCGACGGGCCCAGCAGGGCCCCCGCCCGGCAGCUGCUGCACCAGGCGCUGCGCCCGGCCGCCUUCAAGUACAAGGUGGUCUUCCACGACCUGGAGGUGCUGGCCCAGAAGCUCCAGCCCACAGUGGAGGCCAUGCAGAAGCUCUUCAGUGCGGGGGCUGGCAGCUACUACGGGGACUCGCUCUUCUUCCUCUCGGUCGCCAUGCACCACAUCAUGCCCAGAGAGGUUUCGCGGGUCAUACAGGUGGAUCUGGAUGUGGAGUACCGUGCCAACAUUCGGGAACUCUUUCAGGAAUUUGACAACUUCCCAGAAGGAGCAGUAAUUGGCAUCGCCCAAGAAAUGCAGCCGGUCUAUCGGCACAUCUUCUGGCAGUAUCGGCAGGAAAACCCUGGGACCAAGGUGGGGGACCCGCCCCCAGACGGGCUGCCCGGCUUCAACAGUGGGGUGCUGCUGCUGGACCUGGAGGCCAUGCGCCAGUCGGAGCAGUACAACCGUCUGCUGGAGCCGGCGAUGGUGCAGCAGCUGGCCAACAAGUUCCACUUCAAGGGCCACCUGGGGGACCAGGACUUCUUCACCCUGGUGGGCAUGGAGCACCCCGAGCUGUUCUAUGUUCUGGAUUGCACCUGGAACCGCCAGCUCUGCACCUGGUGGCGUGAUCACGGCUACAGCGAUGUCUUUGAGCGCUACUUCCGCUGCGAUGGCCAUGUCCGCAUCUACCACGGGAACUGCAACACGCCCAUCCCGGCAGAGUAGCGGCUGCUCAGGAGGGGGCGGGGGGCUGCCGCAGGUCGGACCCGAGGGGCAGCAGCAAGGGGAGUCGGGGUGACCUCUGGGGCCUCCUGAGAAACAGUCCAGCAGCAGCCCAAGCUGUCUGCCCUGGGAGGGCCAUGCGCUCCUCUGUGGGAAAGAGCCAUUGCCUGGACCUGCAACCGCACCUGGACCUCAGACCGGGGGGGGGGAGGGGGAGUGUUGGGCAGAAGGGGGUCUGUUCUGUCAGUGGGACAGUUGAGUAUGUAGGGCUUCUUGGGCCUGGAGAAGAGGCCGCUGGGCUUCAUGCUCAGAGCACAUGUCUGAGGGAAUGUGGUGGGGACCCCAAGCCACCAUUCCGUCUCCUGCCAGUCCCAGCUUGAACUCCCGGCUGGGAGCGGGUUCCUGGGCUGGGUGCGUGGAGGGGGUCUCUGGUGAGCUAUCGCCCCCACAAGCAGGAGGGGAAGGUGGCUGCGGUGGUUUCUUUCCCCUUUUGCAAUAAAAUUGUGAGGACCAAUACCACCCUCUGCCUGCA
Crotalus tigris (Tiger rattlesnake) is the source of this 1685-nucleotide messenger RNA. It is a transcript of the gene XXYLT1, whose product is annotated as xyloside xylosyltransferase 1. NCBI's taxonomy places the organism in Eukaryota, Metazoa, Chordata, Lepidosauria, Squamata, Viperidae. The transcript is spliced from 4 exons. Gene Ontology annotation, molecular function: UDP-xylosyltransferase activity. The record is from RefSeq and is a predicted model, not a curated record. Bases 35 to 1156 code for a protein of 373 amino acids.